AUGGCUGGUGUGGCAAUGCUAAGUAGAGCUGGUCAAAAGGCCUUGCCGAAGGUCGUGCUCGGGCAAAACUUAAGGGCCAUUCGCAGUUACCACGCUUCCAGGUAUCACACUUCGUUGAGACCUUCAGGAUGUAUGCGGCAGCUUGUCAAAGUGCAGCAUGGCUGGCGUUGCUCGUUCACUACCACUCGUACGCCAACUGAUAAACUUCGGAAUGUCAUCCAUAAAGCCCGACAAGACCAUACAUUCUUGUUUCCUACGCUGCUCGUCGCCAGCUUUGCUUCCGUCUGCUGGCUUACGCUCCUUACUUACGAUGCAUAUACUCGAGAGAAGCCCACGCUCGGGGAUUUUCCUCCUGAAGUUGAGCGACAUCUCCGUAAUGCUAUCUGGUAUACGGAAAUCAAACCCGAACCUACUAUUGCUGCGGAUUCAUUUACCAGAGCAAUAGAACAAGCUGAGAGAGAAGGAAUGGAUCCGUUCUCCCCUGAAUUUACAGGCAUACACAUCCGCUUUGCAGCUGCGCUUGAGAAAUUCGGGCAAGCAAAAGGCGCUGUCCAGAUCCUAGAAAGACUGGCCGAUGACUUGGUGGAAAAGAUCGAGGACAUAGACCGUGGUCGGGCUACCCAACUCAAAGCAAGUACAACUCAGUCCAACAAAGGGGAGGCGCCAGGAUCGAGUGCUCGGUCUUCUGCCGGAGCCACAGUGGGCGCCCAGGAAUCAGAAAGGGCCCGGCUCGUCAAACGGGCGAUCGAGUGCAAAGUCAAAAUCUCGAAUCUAUAUGGGAGCGAUUACAUUCAAGACAACGCUACUGCAAAACGCGUCACUGAUGAAGCCAUGAAGAUGUUCAUCGAAGCUAUGCGGGAUCCCAGGAGCCUCCGGUUCGACGAGAACCGAGCCGGCAUCACUGCAGACGAGGCUGGGGCCCUGCUCAGCGGUGCUGGCGGUAUCAACAUGAUCUGGGGUGAUUUUGGGACCGCUCUUGAAAUAUUCAAAUUGGCAUUGACAGCCGUACGUCAAGCAACCAAGGGUAAGCCCUCCUGCCAUGAGGCUUUUGUCCUCGGUGACAUGAGCGCCGCGGCGGCAAGGCUGCUGGACGAGCCAAACGCAGUGAUUGACGGCAAGCCCGCAACGGAAGCAUCCAUCAAACAUACCCGCCACAUCUUGAGAGGCUGGGCACAAGAAGCACUGCAGUGUGCUCAAGCAGUAGAGAGCUCCGAGAGGAAUCCACUCUGUUCGAUGGCAGUUUUGACAGCCUGGUCGCACAUGGCUGGCGCACUCAAGGCGCUCGGAGAUUUGAAGGGUUCUCGAGCAAUGUGGGAACAGGUGCUAGACACAAGCAAGCGGCCUGACCUACAGCUACUGGUACCAUUUGCUCAAGGCGCGCUGAGGGACUUGAUGCAAUGGAAAGAGGUGGGGUCGUUAACCAUGCUCCAACACCUGAUCGCACUAUAUGAUACCCUGCCACUUUGGCUUUUGCCUGCACAGCAGAAAUUUCAUCUUUCUCAAUGCUCGAAACGUGAUCCGAGCGCCGACUCCCGAAUUUUAUGCCAUCACACCCUGGGCCAAAAUUCGGCUCAGAUGUGGGUGCCAUUGCUAUAUUGGCGAUCAUAG
Endocarpon pusillum Z07020 is the source of this 1608-nucleotide messenger RNA. RefSeq lists its product as uncharacterized. Lineage: Eukaryota; Fungi; Ascomycota; Eurotiomycetes; Verrucariales; Verrucariaceae. Gene Ontology annotation, molecular function: misfolded protein binding. The coding region runs from base 1 to 1608 and encodes 535 amino acids. The record is from RefSeq and is a predicted model, not a curated record. Gene Ontology annotation, biological process: protein quality control for misfolded or incompletely synthesized proteins. The transcript has a single exon. Gene Ontology annotation, cellular component: i-AAA complex.